CUUCACCCGAAGAUGCGUAGUUUCCAGGAAGGAGAACAUGUCAUGUGAUCAAAACAAAAAGCCAAUUCUUCCGGCGAAGACAACUAGUGUUUUUGAAAGGUGUUUGGCGUGUGCUAGAUGGCUAAUCAGCAGAGGUGGUUGCCACUGUUUUCCGUCUGUCUUCCGCAGUAACAUAGAGAUAUGGCUGUAUGGGAACACUAACCCUAUGAAGGUGUGUAGUCAUUUAACCUUUUGUUUUUAGAAAAGUAUUUCUCGCUCAUAUGAAAAACCGUACCGCAAGUGAUCCGUGCUCACAUUCAGACCGACCGUUGGUGUUCUUUACGAAAGUCCCAUGGGAAGAAAAUACCUUCAUCAAUAGGCGUUAAUUUGUUAUUAUCUAGCUAAACCAGUUCUAGUUAGCCAAGGAAUGUAAAGACCGUGUCAAUCACCUGAAAGUCUGGUAUUUGAACCCAAGCGCCUUCAUCAUAUGCCAUCUAGAAAGACUGAUGUAGCUACCCCAUUCAAAAAGGUAGCUAUAAUGCCACCUACACAGAUUGUAAGUCAUCAAUGAAAUGAAACACAUUUCCAACUUUGUUGUGCUUGUGAGUGAAGGCACUGAAUAUGCAAAUAGUCAUAAUUAUCUGUGUAAUACUAUAGUAUAGGAUUAUGAUAUAUUUGAAAUGUAUUUUCUUAUUAUAUUAUAACGUAGUAUAACCUAACCCAAUCAAAUGUGAAUACCCAACAUAUUUUUGUGCAUCUUUGCAUUCUGAGUAGCCUCAUCCAGUUUACUGUCAAAGUGCUGAAAAUAAAUAGCAACCAGCGUUCUCUGACACUGUGCUGUCAAAUUAAAAUGAUAGACAUUUUCAAGCAUUUCACUGACAUUUCAAAGAGAAUCGUGCAGCUGAAGAUUUAAUUGUAGCUCGUCUGAGUGACGCAUGGCCCCCUUGCUUUCAUGCUGAAGAACAUCCUUCAUAUGACUUGUCUGUCUGUCUGUCUCUGAACUGUAGGCCUGUUACCAGGGGGGUGAGAAGACACGGUGUGGAGUGUGUGUUGGGGGGGGGGAUGGAGGAGUUUCCAGUGAGGACGGUGGAAGGGCUGUGUCUAGGCACCAGCUUGGCUAUAUCUGGUUUCUUCUACUACGUCUACAGGAAAAAGAGGAAAACGGUGGACAAGCUCAAUGAUGCACCACAGUUGACUUUGGAUGGGAAACUGGCAGACCUUUUGAACGUGACACCGGGAAAGUGUCUGCAGUAUGUUGUCAUUGAAGGGGCAGUGCAGCCUCUGGGGGAGCCUUUGAGGAGUCAGUUCCAGGAAGGCACUGUGGGGGUGGUGCAGAAACUUAUGCUGAGGGAACACAAGCUGGUGUGGAAUAGCCUGUCUCACACCUGGACGGACAGUGAGCGUGUGCUGCACCAGAGGGUGAACGCGGUGCCCUUCAGCCUGGUCGGGUCGGGCCAGGCCAACGUGAGGGUGCUGUGUCCCCUGGAGGCCUCGGGUCUAGAGAUGGAGAUCAUCCAUGAGAAGUUCCACCAGGCCACCUAUGGUUUUACCGACAUCAUCGGGCAGUACCUCAGUGGAGAGAAGCCCAAAGGCCAGCUGGAGACUGAGGAGAUGCUCAAGGUUGGCGCCACUCUGACAGGUGUAGGCGAGCUCAUCCUGGACACCGACCGGGUGCUGAAGCUCCGCCCGCCCACUGACGGCUCGGAGUACUUCCUCACCACGGCAGACUUUGAGUCCCUGCGGCUGGAGCAGGAGGGCCAAGCGGUGGUCUGGCAGGUCCUGGCCUCUGUGUUCGCCCUGGCCGGGUCAGCCAUCCUCUUCUGGUUGGGCCACCGCUACUACCGCAGCCUGAGGGUCCGCUGGGACCAGGAACGGUUUGAGAGGUUGGGUGCUGGUGGGACGGGGGAAGGGUCUACGGCUGGGGAUACACAAGAGGGGUCUGGGGAGCAGGCACCCUUAGAAAAUGCCUGUGUGAUCUGCCUGACCCAGCCGCGUAGCUGUGUGCUGCUGGAGUGUGGGCACGUGUGCUGCUGCUACAGCUGCUACCAGGCCUUGCCCCAGCCCACCUGCCCCAUAUGCCGGCAGGCCAUCAAGAGGGUGGUGCCCCUCUACCAGGCCUGAUGCCCAGCCUGGGAGUAGAACAGAUGUGUGUUCUCAUGGUGGGUCUAUGUAUGUAUCCCCUGGGGUGUUGUUACCUGUACUCCUAGAAAGACAAGGUCAAGGUGAUAGAAUGGAGACAUUUUAUAAUUGACAUUUAGGCUGGUUGUAAAACCUUGAAGAUGAUUCUCCACAUAGAGGCAGAAGGACCGAACUCUACUGUGAUGAUAACAGUCACCCUGAAAAUACAACUUUGGAGAGCCGAGGAGAGGCCUAAGCUAGCAAGACAGAGCAGGACAUGCACACACUAGUCCUUAAACCCCUCACAAUGUCAGAGAGAGAGACCAACUCUUGAUAGACCAGGCAAACCAUCACUGUACUUAUUACACUGUAAUAAUCACCUGAAUGCUUGUUGGCAUUCUCAACACAAAUAGGCUAGGUGCCGCUACUGUAUUAACAAAAUGUGAAUCUUUGAGGUUUGAAGCACUUAAAUGCAUAUGUAUUAUAAAGCUAACAGCUGUUGAGUUUGGUUUUGAAUAGUAAAUACAUGUUUAUAUACUGAACAAAAAUAUAAAUACACCGAUUUUUUUUUUUUUACUGAGUUACAGUUCAUAUGGAAAUCAGUCAAUUUAAAUAAAUUCAUUAGGCCCUAAACUAUGGAUUUCACAUGACUGAGCAGGGGCGCAGCCAUGGGUGGGCCUGGACAUAUGCACUUGGGAGCCAGCCCCACCAACUGGGGAGCCAGCCCAUCAGAAUUACCCCCACACACACACACAAAAUGGCUUUAUUACAGGCAUAUUCCUCAGCACACCCCCAGGUGAAGAAGCUGGGUUUGGAGCUCCUGGGCACGUGGUCUUUAGUUGAGGCCGGUUGGAAAUACUGUAAAAUUCUCUAAAAUUACAUUUCUACUUAUGGUAGAAAGAUGAACAUUCUUGCACGCCCUACCUCAACUUGAAACAUCUGUUGUGUGACAACUGCAUAUAUUAGUGGCCUUUUAUUGUGCCCGGCACAAGGUGCAUCUGUGUAAUCAUCAUGCUGCUUAAUUAGCUUCUUGAUAUGCCACACCUGUCAGGUAAUGGAUUAACUUGACAAGGACAAAUUCUUUUAACAGGGAUGUAAAGCAAAUUUGUGCAUUUGAGAGAUAAAUAAGCUUUUUAUGCAUAUGGAACAUUUCUCUGAACUUUUAUUUCAGCUCAUGCAACAUGGGAGAAACACUUAACAUGUUAAGUUUAUAUUUUUGUUCAGUAUAGAUACUGGGAAUGCAGUUCUCUCAUAAUUAAAGUGUGCAUAUGGAUAGAGAGGUGUUUACGUUUGUAGUACUAUCGCUUGCCUUGUGCCUUAUUUUUCACUCCUGGUGUAAGAAGGGGGGGGUCGGUCGUUCCACCAAUUUGAUUUUUGUUGUAAAGAUUCCUGUCAAAUUGCUUUGAUGGGGUGGAAGCUUGUUUCCAACAGGGAGGGGGGCAAUUGAAUGUGAGCUUGAGAACAUUUCUGAAAUCGUUAACAUUUCUAGCCUAUCUAUGGGUAACUGGGUUGGUGUUUUAUGCUCGACCCGCUCCGUUUUCCAGCACAAAAUACCAGAAAAGGUGCAAAGGUGCAGCUCACCUGGUAUUUACACUAUGAAAUUACUACUAAAUGUUCCACAUUGAAAGAUGUAUUGAAUUCUCCAUGUGGUCUAAAAUAUUAAAGGGCAAUUAAUUUAUCAUAACAGGCUUUAAAAGUUC
Molecule: messenger RNA, 3797 nt
Organism: Oncorhynchus kisutch (coho salmon)
Lineage: Eukaryota; Metazoa; Chordata; Actinopteri; Salmoniformes; Salmonidae
Product: mitochondrial ubiquitin ligase activator of nfkb 1-A-like
Exons: 6
Coding region: 1042-2100 (352 amino acids)
Biological process (GO): protein ubiquitination; organelle organization
Molecular function (GO): ubiquitin-protein transferase activity
Source: RefSeq, a predicted model, not a curated record